AUGAUUGAUGAAGAGAGCUUAUUUGAUUCUGAGGAGGAAGAUGAUGACGACAAAUUGAAGGACUAUCUUGGAGAUAAGAAGUGUCAUUUUCGCAGAGAAUUUCGCACUAUGAUUUUUGGUUAUGGCGAUGAUAAGGUGCCCUACGACAAAACACUGGAACUUUUGGAAACAAUUGUGACAAAUUACAUAAAAAGUAUGUGUCAACGUGCUGCUCAGAUGGGAAAACCGGACAGAUUAACACUUGAAGAUAUACAUUACUUGAUCCGACGAGAUGUGAAAAAAUUCGGACGUGUUAAGGAUUUAUUGUCGAUGAGUGAAGAGUUGAAAAAAGCUAGGAAGCAGUUUACGAAUCCACCUCAACCGUAA
Molecule: messenger RNA, 366 nt
Organism: Thelazia callipaeda (thelaziosis nematode)
Lineage: Eukaryota; Metazoa; Nematoda; Chromadorea; Rhabditida; Thelaziidae
Source: the annotation of a GenBank genome assembly